Molecule: messenger RNA, 1652 nt
Organism: Humulus lupulus (European hop)
Lineage: Eukaryota; Viridiplantae; Streptophyta; Magnoliopsida; Rosales; Cannabaceae
Product: sorting nexin 1
Exons: 11
Coding region: 128-1339 (403 amino acids)
Cellular component (GO): endosome
Molecular function (GO): phosphatidylinositol binding
Source: RefSeq, a predicted model, not a curated record
GAAACACCAGAAGGAAACUUAAACCUCUGCAACUCUGAUUUUGAUUUGACUAUUCCGAUAAAUAAAAAAGUAUCUUCAUAUUUCUUUAAUCUUCGUCUUCUCCCUCGUCUCAACUCCCAAACCCGCCAUGACUUCCUUGCAGAGAAGUGUAUCGGGUUCAUCUCAGAGCCCUAGAUCUCCGUCUUCGCAGCCUUACCUUUCAGUCUCGGUCACUGAUCCAGUCAAAUUGGGCAAUGGAGUCCAGGCCUAUAUAUCCUACCGAGUCAUUACCAAGACAAAUUUACAGGAAUAUCAAGGGCCGGAGAAGAUCGUUAUCCGGCGUUAUAGUGAUUUCGUUUGGUUGCGUGAUCGUCUUUUUGAGAAGUACAAGGGAAUAUUCAUUCCUCCUCUUCCUGAGAAAAGUGCUGUAGAGAAGUUUCGUUUCAGUGCUGAGUUUAUUGAAUUGAGGCGCCAAGGCUUGGAUAUAUUCAUCAAUCGAAUAGCCUCACACCAUGAACUUCAGCAAAGUGAUGAUCUUAGAACCUUCUUACAGGCAGAUGAAGAGACAAUGGAAAGGUUAAGAUCUCAAGACACUGGGAUCUUUAAGAAGAAGCCAGCUGAUUUUUUGCAAAUCAUUAAGGAUGUACAAACUAAAAUGAGUGAUGUAGUUCUUGGGAAGGAGAAGCCAGUGGAAGAGUCAAACACUGAGUAUGAGAAGUUGAAACAUUAUAUCUUUGAGCUUGAAAAUCAUGUGGCCGAAGCACAGAAGCAUGCAUACCGUCUUGUAAAGAGACAUCGAGAGUACGGGCAAUCUCUGUCAGAAUUAGGAAAGGCAUUCAAGCUUUUGGGUGCAUGCGAAGGUAAAGAUGUUGGAAAGGCAUUUUCUGAGCUUGGUGUGAAAUCAGAAGCAAUAUCAGUCAAGCUGCAAAAGGAGGCUCACCAUCUGUUAAUGAAUUUUGAAGAACCCUUGAAAGAUUAUGUUCGUGCUGUACAAUCUAUUAAGGCCACAAUUGCUGAGAGAGCGAAUGCCUUCAGGCAACACUGUGAACUUGCAGAAACAAUUAGGUUGAAGGAGAUAGCUUUGGACAAACUUAUGCUUACACGAUCUGAGAGGGUUGGAGAAGCUGAGCACGAGUACAAGGAGUUAAAGGCUGCCAGUGAGGAAGCAACAAGAAGAUACGAGACAAUUGUGCGAAGAAUGAAUGAAGAGAUGGUGCGGUUUCAGGAUGAGAAGACAAACGACAUAGGGAUUGCUUUCCAUGAAUUUGCCAAAGGACAGGCACGUCUGGCAAAUGGCUUUGCUGAUGCUUGGCGAAGUCUCCUUCCCAAACUUGAUGCAUGUUCUCCUGACACCUCUUAGUCAAUGAAGUAGGAAAGUUCUUCCACUUGCGCUGUUGAGAAGAAUGGCGAGGCAGGCUCAUGAUCUGCAGACAUUUGGGUAUUCAGGAAUCAGGAGUAUUGUUAUGCUAUUACGAUGUUGUAUGAAUGGGGGUUUCUUUUUAUGUUAUUUUUUCCUUCUUUAAUUUAUUUUACUUGUACAAAUUCAAAUUUAGGUGAUAGCUGAGUUUAUGUUUUAAAGAUAAUAUUAUGCGGAGUAAACAGCCAAUAAAACUCAAAAUAUGUGUAUCUCACACAUUCAUUUUUCCAUUUCAAUAUACAGCAUCUUAACUUAA